This is a messenger RNA of Brassica rapa (field mustard), 9630 nucleotides long. Its product is annotated as protein CELLULOSE SYNTHASE INTERACTIVE 3. Gene Ontology annotation, molecular function: microtubule binding. Gene Ontology annotation, biological process: regulation of cellulose biosynthetic process; anisotropic cell growth. Gene Ontology annotation, cellular component: cellulose synthase complex. The record is from RefSeq and is a predicted model, not a curated record. NCBI's taxonomy places the organism in Eukaryota, Viridiplantae, Streptophyta, Magnoliopsida, Brassicales, Brassicaceae.
AAUACUUUGAUGUUUGAUUUAACUAUUUGAAAACAUAAAUAAUAACUUAUUAUACUGGUUUUAGAUUAAUAAGACAUAAACUAAUAAAUAUUCAUAAUAAGAUUAUGCAUGCAUGUGCGGGUAAAACAUCUAGUUUAUAUAAAUUCACAAAUCACAAACAACAACUAUAAUGACAAAAAGAUUCCAGAUACCAAACCGAUUUCUGGUAGCGUUUAUACCAAGUAAUAAACACGUUUAAAGUUUGAUUAGUCGAUUACACAAGUUAAAAAGGUAACUAUACUUGCAUAGCUAACAAAAAUACCACUGAAGCAUGCAAAAGAAAAAAAAAGAAAAAAGAAAGGAGCAUUUAUUAUGUGUGGAACAAAAGUCAUACCCUAUUGAUUGUAACUGUACGAACUUCUGAUGCUUAUGAAAUCAGCUUCAAGGAAUGAAUCCAUGGUUGAUACUUGAUAUUGAUAAUAGCGUAUAAUACUGAACGUUGACGUCCCAUACUCAUGCACAACAAGCAUAGCUACCAAUGAACAAUGUGGAAACAGAUGAACAAACGCGAUAAAGUAAACAACUGAUAGAUUUAACGACUAUCUUGUGCCUCAAACCCUAUCAUCGAUGGAUUCGCGAGCUUAGGCUCAAUAAAAGUAACUAAGUAGAACACCACACCCAUAUUAGAGUGACUAUAUAUCAUAAUCAGAACACAAUAAAAUCUCCGUGAUGUCUAGUGCUACAUGGUGGAAACAUAUUCAAGGCACAUGAUAUAUGAUAUAUCAACAACAAGAAAACAUCCUUCUUAGCAUUUUAUUUUAUUUUCACCAGUUGUCAUUAAAACUACUGAUUUGGAAAAACACUACACAGCUUUUGUUUUUGAAGGUAAAAAAAAAAUCAACUGUAUAUUGUCUUUGUGAUAAUCUAUUAGCUAACCAACGUUCAAACUAUCUAUGUACACCAUACAAAUAUAAUUCUUUUUAAAUACAAGUGCAUUUGCAUAUAUUUCAUUAAAGAGAAGAAGAUUGGACGUGGUAUUAAUAUACGUACAGAGUAGUAAAGUAUGGGGGCCAGACAUAUUUGUUGCGAACUGGAAAUGAUAGAGACAAUCAGUCUCACUGGGAAGUGGGGUUUUAAACCCAUGUUAGCUAUGUUUUGUUGUUGCUCUUCCAGCUUUCACUUUCAAUUUUACAAUCAAUCUAUCUUCACACUUUAUACUAAUUUAUUAUUCAUGUCUUCAAAUAGCAACAAAACAAUCCAAAUUCGUUUAUAGUUUUAUUUCAUUUUAUAUUUUCUAUACUACACAGAAAGUUCAUAUUUGAUAUAUUAAAUACUGUAACUCUGUUGUCCACAUACAUAGAGAUGUGUUUAAACUUGUUUGUCAAAACCAAGACAACAAUCUCUCUUUGACCGACUUAAUUUACAGCUAUAUAUAUGUCAAUACUUAUAUAGUUAUAAUGCUAAUAGAAAAUAGUUAACUCAUUGCAUGGAUCGAGAGGAAAUAUACAAAUAUAUAUAAACGAGUUCAGUCUUGAACAAACAUAUCAUAGUUUAACAAAACUGAGGGGGCCGAUCCGAGGAUCACGCCUUGGUUAAAUUAAAACUAUGAGCUGAAUCUUAUUCUGCCCAUGUAAAAUAUUUUUCUAUAGGAGCAUGUGUUGCGUGGGAGGUUUCUUGAGUAUGUACAAGAUGAAUAAUAUUUGUUAUUACGAUCUAAAUUGUUGUAUCACAUUUGAUUAUUUUUGGUUGAAGAUAUCACACUUGAAUUUUGAAGUAGCAAUAUAUGAUAUGCAAACACAAAGAUAAAAUUAUUCAGUAAUAUUUGGUUUCUGAGUUAAUAAACUGAGUGAUAGUGGACAAUACUCAAGCGUGAAGACAAAGAUCCAUUGACACAUCACACAUAUAUAAUUGUUCACCUUGUUACAAAAAUUAUCAAAUAUACUAACAUUUUUUCAUUUUAUAAACCUUUAAGAAAACUAUUUUAUAUACGUAUUUUUGGUCUGCUCCAACUUGCGUUAAAACUCGGUAUAAAACAAUGUUGGACUGCUCCAACUUCCAAUCCUGCUAAGUUCAACUGAAAGUUGUGAUUCAUACACAAUGUGUUAAAUAAAGUAAAAUGAAAAAGUUCUCUUGUGUACGUUAUCUGAUUAUAUAUAUAGAAAGAGUAACUUAUUAAGAUAAAAUACAUAAUUAAUUAUACCCUAAUUGAUUCAUUAAAUUUAUGGCUGCCGUGGAAUAUUCAACAAUCAGAUUUCCCAUCAAUCUUUCUAUAAAAAGUCAUACAAGUUUUGUUUUUCAACUAUAAGAAUUUGAAAUUACGAAUGUUAUUUCAAUUUCAUCCAUUUUAUACAAUACUUAUAAUCUCAAAUGUUAUACAUUAACAAUAAAUUUGAGAUUACGAAAACUGGACAAUUUAAACAAAAAAAAUAAUUAAUUAACAAAGGAUAAUUAAGGGGAUGGGGGAAAUAAAAUGUAUUAUUAAGGAAAGUAAAAAAAAAAACAAUAAUAAAAAGGACUGUUCUCUUCUCUCUCUCUCUCUCUCUCUCUCUCACACUGCUCGUACGUUCGUCUUCUUCCUCAUUCGAGCCUCAUUCAUUCACCACUUUCGAUAUCGACAGCGACUAAAAAGGAGAGAAAGGUGAUUCUCGUGGUAGCUUCCACCUCGUCCUUCAAAAUCAAUCGCUGAGUUUCAAAUUUGGUUUUACUCUGAAGAGAGAGAGAGAGAGAGAUGGAUUCUGUUUCACGGCGGCCUUUAGAGAUUUCUCGGUGAUGCAAGGCGGAGGAGGGGUUUAUUAUUUGAGCUAAAGUUUUUAAAGGGCUCUUCUUCUUCUUCUUUUAGGUUAACCAAAGGCUGAAGGAAGUUAAAGGCGAGUGAUUAUGCAGAUGUUGAAGACAUUUCUCCCUGUGGCUCUGGAGGAAACUUUGUCUUCCUCUCAAUCCAGGGAAGGCGAUGUGAAAAUGGAAAUGGACGAUCCAGAGAAGGCAAUGGCUACGGUUGCUCAGCUCAUAGAGCAACUCCACAGCAAAGCAUCUUCUCCGCAAGACAAAGAGCUCACUACAGCUCGUCUACUUGGUAUUGCGAAAAGCAGAAAGGAGGCAAGGAGGCUGAUUGGUUCGUAUCCCCAAGCUAUGCCUUUGUUCAUUUCCAUGCUUAGAAAUGGGACGGCUUUGGCCAAAGUCAACGUCGCUUCUAUCCUUUGUGUUUUAUGCAAAGACAAGGAGUUGCGACUCAAAGUGCUUCUAGGAGGAUGCAUCCCUCCGUUACUCUCGGUUUUGAAGUCCGGAACCAUUGAUACUAGGAAAGCAGCGGCAGAGGCUAUAUAUGAGGUUUCUUCUGCUGGAGUUUCCGAUGAUCACAUUGGCAUGAAGAUAUUUAUCACAGAAGGUGUGGUGCCGACUUUGUGGGAUCAACUUAGCUUGAAAGGAAAGCAGGAUAGAGUGGUUGAAGGGUACGUUACUGGAGCUUUGAGGAAUCUUUGUGGUGUGGAUGAUGGUUAUUGGAGAGUGAUACUUGAGGGUAGUGGUGUUGACAUAGUCGUGUCUCUUUUGUCAUCUGACAAUCCUAAUUCUCAGGCAAAUGCUGCGUCUCUCCUGGCUCGUCUUGUGCUGUCCUUUUGUGAUAUUAUCCAGAAAAUAUUAAAUUCUGGGGUUGUCAAGUCUCUGGUACAGCUUUUGGAACAGAAAAAUGAUACCAAAGUCCGUGCUAGUGCAGCAGAUGCUUUGGAAGCUCUUUCAUCAAGAUCCGAUGAAGCUAAGAAAUGCGUUAAAGAUGCAGGAGGUGUUAAUGCUCUCAUUGGAGCCAUUGUUGCUCCAUCGAAAGAGUGUAUGCAGGGAGAAAAUGGACAAGCUUUACAAGAACAUGCAACUGGAGCGUUGGCGAAUGUGUUUGGUGGGAUGAGCCAUUUAAUUAUAUAUCUUGGAGAAGUAUCACAAUCCCCUCGUCUAACGGAACCAAUUGGUGAUGUAAUUGGAGCUCUUGCCUAUGCUCUAAUGAUUUUCAAACAACCAGAGAGUUCAGAGAAAAUAUUUGAUCCAAGAGUGAUAGAGAGCAUUUUGGUGAAGUUACUAAAGCCUCUUGACACAAAGUUAAUCCAAGAGCGGAUCUUGGAGGCUAUGGCGAGUUUGUACGGAAACAGCAGUCUAUCGUGUUACCUAGAUGAUGCAGAAGCUAAGAGAGUCCUAAUCGCUCUCAUAACUAUGGCUUCUGCUGACGUACGAGAGAAUCUUAUAGCUUUCUUGUCUCGCCUAUGCCAUGACAAGGUUGGAAUUUGGGAGGCAGUUGGGAAGAGAGAAGGAAUCCAAUUAUUUAUAUCGUUUCUAGGUUUGUCUAGUGAGCAACACCAAGAGUAUGCUGUUGAAAUGUUGGAAAUUCUGACGGCUCAGAUCGAUGAUAGUAAAUGGGCUGUAACCGCAGCCGGGGGGAUUCCUCCACUUGUCCAGUUGCUUGAGACUGGAUCUCAGAAGGCCAAGGAAGAUGCUUCCCGCAUCCUCUGGAAUUUGUGCUGUCACAGUGAGGAAAUCCGCGAUUGUGUUGAAAGAGCUGGUGGUAUUCCAGCAUUCCUGUGGCUACUGAAGACUGGUGGAUUGAAUUCCCAGGAAACCUCUGCAAAGACACUUUUGAAGCUUGUCCGUACAGCUGAUCCUGCUACAAUUAAUCAGUUGUUGGCUUUACUUCUGGGAGACGAUCCUGCUUCAAAGGUUCAUGUAAUACAAGUACUGGGUCAUGUGCUCUCAAAAGCUUCACAAGAAGAUAUUGUUCAUAAAGGGUGUGCAGCUAACAAAGCACUGCGGUCCCUUGUCCAGUCCCUGACAACUUCCAGGGAAGAAACAAAGGAGCAUACAGCUUCAGUUUUAGCUGAUCUAUUCAGCUCAAGACAAGAUAUAUGUGACCAUCUUGCAACUGAUGACAUCAUUAAUCCCUGGAUCAAGCUCCUUACAAGCAACUCUCAGAAUGUGGCUAAACAGGUGGCUAGGGCUUUGGACGCACUGUCCCGCCCGGUGAAGAAAAAAUCUAAUAAAAAGAAGGCUUACAUUGCAGAAGGAGAUCUUAAGGCACUCAUAAAAUUGGCGAAGGACUCUUCCAUAGAGUCUGCAGAAAAUGCAGUUUCUGCCCUGGCAAAUCUUCUGUCUGAUCCGGAUAUCGCUGCAGAAGCACUAGCUGAAGAUGUUGUUUCAGCUUUCACAAGAAUCCUGGCUGAUGGAUCUUCAGAGGGUAAGAGAAAUGCAUCCCGGGCACUUCAUCAGUUACUUAAGAACUUUCCAGUUUGUGAUGUGCUAAAGGGAAGUGCUCAGUGCCGUUUUGCUAUACUUUCACUCGUUGAUUCUCUAAAAUCAGUAGAUAUGGAUAGCCCAGACGCUUUCGACGUAUUAGAAGUAGUUGCAGUUUUGGCAAGGGCUAAGAAUGGGGUGAAUUUCUCUUACCCCCCAUUGACUGCCCUUUCUGAAGUGCCAUCAAGCCUGGAAACCCUUGUGCAAUGCCUUUCUGAAGGCCAUACUCUUGUGCAAGAUAAGGCAAUAGAAAUAUUGUCCAGGCUUUGCUGUGAUCAACAAUUUCUGAUCAGUGAACUUAUAGUUUCAAGACCCAAGUCAAUUGGGGUUUUGGCUGAUAGAAUAGUAAAUGCAUCCAGUUUAGAAGUGAGAGUUGGGGGGACAGCUCUGCUCUUAUGUGCUACGAAAGAAAAGAAGCAGCUGAUAACGGAGGCACUUGAUCAGUCUGGUUUCUCAAAACUCUUGUUACGUGCCCUAGUAGAUAUGAUAAAGGACAAUUCUAAAUGCUAUUCUAUAGAAACUGAAGUCCUGACACCUAAAGGUUUUAUGGAAAAAAAUGUUUUCCAGGAUACAGGUGGUUUUUAUUUUCCUGAUCCAGCUAAAAUCUUGGGUGGUACAGUGGCGUUGUGGCUGCUAUGCUUACUUACUUCCGUUGAUGCUAAGUCAAAGCUCAUUGUCGUGGAAGCUGGCGGACUUGAGGUGCUCUUUGCGAAGCUUGCUAGGCAUACUUCCAGUCCUCAGGCUGAAUUUGAGGACACAGAAGGCAUUUGGAUUAGCGCUCUCCUCCUUGCCAUCAUGUUCCAGGAUGACAACGUGUCCUUGUCUUCAACGACGAUGCGGAUUAUUCCAACACUUGCACUUUUGCUAAGAUCUGAUGAACUGAUAGAUCGGUAUUUCGCUGCCCACGCAAUGGCUAGUCUUGUUUGUACUAAGAACAGAGGAAUAAAUCUGACAAUUGCAAACUCAGGUGCUAUUUCUGGGAUUAUAAACCUUCUUGGCUAUGUGGAGUCAGAGAUUCUCAACUUGGUUGCUUUGGCAAAUGAAUUUUCUCUGGUGAAAGAGCCUGAUCAAGUCAUUCUUCAACACCUUUUUGAAAUUGAAGAUGUGAGGCUUGGCUCCACCGCACGCAAAUCUAUCCCGCUGCUUGUAGAUCUCUUAAGGCCAAUUCCAGAUAGGCCGGGAGCUCCUCAAUUUGCCGUCCAAACCCUGAUUCGCAUUGCUGACGGAAGUGACACAAACAAAUUACUAAUGGCUGAAGCUGGAGCUGUGGAAGCUUUAACGAAAUACCUUUCUCUAAGCCCUCAAGAUUCAAUGGAGCGCACCAUAUCUGAAUUGCUUAGAGUAUUAUUUAGCAACCACGAGCUCAGACAAAACGAAGUAGCAGUUAGUUCCUUGAAUCAGCUAAUAGCAGUACUUCGUCUGGGGUCAAGAAGUGCAAGAUACAGCGCUGCUGGAGCUCUAAAUGAACUCUUUGAUGCUGAAAACAUCAGAAAUUCUGAAAUAGCUCAGCAGGCUGCUCAACCACUGAUGGACAUGCUCGGUACUGUAUCAGAGACUGAGCAAGAGGUAGCUCUCUCGGCACUGAUUAAAUUAAGUUCAGGAAAUACUUCGAAUACAGCUCUUCUAAUAGACGUGGAAGGAAGCCUGCUGGAAAAUGUGAACAAAAUCUUAUCAUCUGCUUCUGCUUCAGAGGAGUUAAAGAUAAAUGCUGCCAAACUCUGUUCUGUUGUUUUCUUAAAUAAAAACGUCAGAGCAAGUCCAUCCGCCUCGGGAUGCAUGAAGCCCCUGAUAACACUUAUGCAGUCUGAACGAAAUGCAGCAGUUGAAGCAGCGGUUUGUGCUAUUAAGAUACUAUUGGAUGACGAGCAACAGCUAGAAAUCGCCGCAGGUCAUGACAUUCAGGAGCUUCUUGUUGGGUUGGUUUCGGGAACAAAUUACAGGAUUAUUGAGGCUAGCUUAUCAGCUCUUAUUAAGUUGGGCAAAGACAGAGUACCACGGAAGUUGGACAUGGUGGAAGCUGGAAUAAUUGAUCGAUGUCUUGAGCUACUACCUGGAGCCUCAAGUUCGUUAUGUUCCUCUGUUGCAGAGCUGUUUCGAAUUUUAACAAAUAGUGGAGUAAUCGCCAAAAGACCUGAUGUUACAAAAACUGUAGAACCUCUUUUCAUGGUCUUGCUCAGAUCAGACUUGACCUUAUGGGGGCAACAUAGCGCCUUACAAGCACUUGUAAACAUUUUGGAAAAACAGCAAAGCCUUGAAGCUUUUAGUUUUACACCCAGUGAAGCCAUCGUGCCUCUGAUUUCAUUUUUGGAGUCUUCAUCUCAAGCUAUCCAGCAGCUUGGAGCAGAACUUCUGAGCCAUUUUCUUACAAUGGAAGAUUUCCAGAAAGACAUCACGACACAGAAUGCUGUUGUUCCUCUGGUUCGGCUUGCUGGAAUUGGAAUACUGAGCCUUCAGGAAACUGCAGUAAAGGCACUGGAGAAGAUAUCUGCUAGCUGGCCUAAGUCUGUUCUUGAUGCUGGAGGUAUAUUCGAGCUAUCCAAGGUUAUUCUUCAGGAGGAUCCUCAGCCACCUCUUGAGCUGUGGGAGUCCGCUGCUUUUGUUCUCUGCAAUGUUCUGCAGUGUGAUGCAGAAUGCUUUUUCAGAGUUGAACUACCAGUUUUAGUUAAGUUGUUGUUCUCGACAAUUGAAAGCACAGUGAUGCUGGCUCUUAAAGCAUUAAUGAUUCAUGAGAAGAACGAUGCUUCAAGCACCGUACAAAUGGCUGAGCUUGGCGCAAUCAACGCAUUACUGGACCUCCUGAGAUCUCAUCAAUGCGAGGAAGAAUCGGGGAGCUUACUUGAAGUAAUAUUUAACAACCCGAAGGUAAGAGAGUUAAAGUUAUGCAAAUAUGCGAUAGCACCACUCUCUCAAUAUCUGUUAGACCCUCAGACAAGAUCAGAACCAGGUAGGCUUCUUGCUGCGCUAGCACUUGGGGACCUUUCUCAGCAUGAAGGGCUUUCUAGAUCCAGUGGCUCUGUUUCCGCUUGUCGGGCACUCAUUAGCGUGCUAGAAGAACAACCAACAGAAGAAAUGAAAGUGGUGGCCAUCUGUGCGUUGCAGAAUUUUGUGAUGAAUAGUAGAACAAAUAGGCGAGCAGUUGCAGAGGCUGGUGGCAUAUUGUUAAUUCAGGAGCUAUUGCUUUCUUCCAAUGCAGAAGUAUCUGGGCAGGCUGCAUUAAUGGUAAAAUUUUUGUUCUCCAACCACACACUCCAAGAAUAUGUCUCUAAUGAGCUUAUAAGAUCAUUAACAGCUGCACUUGAAAGAGGCUUGUGGUCUACAUCAACAAUAAAUAUCGAAGUCUUGAGAACCUUAAAUGUGAUUUUCUCCAAUUUUCCAAAGCUUCGCGCCUCAGAAGCUGCUACUUUCUGCAUCCCUCAUUUGGUCGGGGCGCUCAGAUCUGGUGUUGAAGAUGUCCAGGGAUUAGUAUUGGAUAUUCUCUACUUGCUAAGACACUCGUGGACGAAUAUGGCUAUAGAUGUUGCAAAAUCUCAAGCCAUGAUUGCAGCUGAAGCAAUUCCUGUCCUGCAGAUGUUGAUGAAAACAUGCCCUCCUGUGUUCCACGACAAGGCAGACAGCUUAUUACAUUGCUUACCAGGUUGCUUAACAGUAAACGUUAUGCGUGCCAACAACUUAAAGCAGUCCAUGGCAACCACAAACGCCUUUUGUCAAUUAACCAUAGGAAACUGCCCUCCACGCCAAACUAAGGUUGUGAGCAAUCGCACUUCUCCUGAAUGGAAAGAAAGCUUUACUUGGGCAUUUGAUGUUCCACCCAAAGGACAAAAGCUUCACAUCAUAUGCAAGAGCAAAAGCACAUUCGGGAAGACAACUCUGGGCCGUGUCACUAUCCAAAUCGACAAAGUCGUGAUAGAAGGAGUUUACAACGGAUCUCUAAGCUUGAAUCAUGACAACAGCAAAGAUGCAUCUUCCAGAUCACUCGACAUUGAGAUUGCAUGGUCCAAUAGAACAACGGAUGAUACUCUUUGAGUGAAGAAAAACAACUCCAUCUUCACAAGCACAAUGCAUUUGGUCUAAGGGAAGGAAGAAUAUAAGGCUCCCAAUGGCUGAAUUGUGGUAGUAGAAGAACGGAAGCAAAGUAUGCAGCAGAUGUAUAGCAAGCAAUACGUGUAUAUUGGGUAAUGAGUAAAACCGUGUGUGGAAAGGAACGUUGAAGAAGCAAAGAGUUCCUACGUAGCAAGAAACAGUCUCUGUAUAGUUUAUAUCUCUCUUUCUUAUUGUCUAUGUACUGACUCUUUGUUUAUGAAUCUCUUUCGCUCAGGGAUCAACUAAGCAGCACGAAGUGCUCUGAUUCCUGUAGCGAUGUUUUAAGUUAUUUCAUGAUUGGCA